AUGUCCAACCAAUAUGAUAUGAAUAGCACCUUGGAUAUGAAAAGUAUCUACCAAGAGGACAUCGCUGAGUUUAGAAAACAUGUAGAACCGCUUUUAAAGAAAUACCCACGCUAUGAUACGGAUUAUGCUUUAUUACGUUGGCUUAGAGGAUGCAAAUUUGAUAAAGAAAUGGCCGCACAAAAAAUGGAAUGGUCUUUAAAUACAAUGAAUGCAGUUGGAGCAUUUGAUAAAGAUUUUAGUUCAGUUGAGAAAAUUGAAGCAAUUUUAAGAGCGGCAUCGCCUUUGACUGAAUAUUUUCCAGGUGGUACUAUUGGAUAUGAUAAAAAUGGGUAUGUGAUAAUUAUACAUAAUAUUGGUAAAGCGCAUCCACGUAGUCUAGUCGGUGCUGAACGAGUGUCCCAAUUUUAUGUCAACGCCAUAUACGAUUACGAAGGGACACAAUGUCUUGUAAGAUCAGAGGAAGCGAAACGUGGAUGUAAAUUGGGUACAGUGGUAAUCGUUGAUUUGAAUGAUUUCUCAAAUGACAUCAUCUUCCACUUGCCAGCUACAAAGAUAUAUAUCUCAACAAUUGUGAUGCUGCAGGACAUGUUUCCGGAUGUAAUGGUAAAAAUAUACAUCAUGAAUGCUCCCAUAGCUGUGCAAUUUCUUUUGCAAAUGGUUUUAAUGAACAUUGCUAAAGAAACGACGGAUUUGCUUGAAUUCCUGGGUAGUGAUUGGAAAGAAGUUUUGGUAGAUAGGCAUGGAGCAAAAUUUCUACCAAAAAAGUAUGGUGGCUUGUUGGAUGAUGAUAUUUUUCGAAAAGGAGGCGAAGUUCCGCAUUCUGUAGCAGAAGUGAACAGGAAGUAUGUGGCAGACGAAAAGCUCAAGAAGAUUACCGUAAACGCUAGGAAUGAAGCAGUAGUAAGCAUCAGUGUGGAGAAGCCCAAUUCAAGACUUUCCUGGUAUUUUAUUUGUUCAUCGGGUGAUAUCGAUUUCUGCGUAUUGUUCGAGAAACAAGAGGUCUGGCCACGUUUCCGAAUUUACACUGAAUUCACAGCAGAAUACAAUGAAAUUGAGUGCAAAGAAGUUGGUAUAUAUCAAUUACUGUUUUCCAACAAACGUGGACGUAUAUGGAGCAAAUGUAUUCAGUAUUACGUUGACGUCAAACUGCCUGCGGCCCAAAUUGAAAAUUUAGCUUGCUAA
Messenger RNA from Loa loa (African eye worm), 1182 nucleotides. RefSeq lists its product as hypothetical. Gene Ontology annotation, cellular component: cytoplasm. The record is from RefSeq and is a predicted model, not a curated record. The coding region runs from base 1 to 1182 and encodes 393 amino acids. The transcript has 8 exons. NCBI's taxonomy places the organism in Eukaryota, Metazoa, Nematoda, Chromadorea, Rhabditida, Onchocercidae.